ACCUAAGCUCUUCGAGGAUCCCCGCGUGGAGCCCUCCUGGGAACCUCAGGCCUGCCAGCAGUCUCAAGGCUUCUCUGUCGUUGAGAGUUCUUCCCCUAAACUCCAAAGCCUGAGGUCAGAGUACCCAAGACGGCUCAGCAGGGCGGCCCCCGGGGGGCGGGGUCCCGUGAUGGGGGCGGGGAGAGGGAAGGACCAGCCGGAGCACCAACCCCCGCCCGGCCCUGCACCAGGAAACGCCUGGGGGAGCGGAGCGCAGUGGAGACCGAAGCCAGGAUGGUGAUGUCUUCGCUGAAGCUCCAAGAUCUCAUCGAGGAGAUUCGAGGGGCCAAGACCCAGGCCCAGGAGCGGGAAGUGAUCCAAAAGGAGUGUGCCCACAUCCGGGCCUCCUUCCGCGACGGGGACCCGCUGCAUCGGCACCGCCAGCUGGCCAAACUGCUCUAUGUCCACAUGCUGGGCUACCCCGCCCACUUUGGACAGAUGGAGUGCCUGAAACUGAUCGCCUCCCCCAGGUUCAUAGACAAGAGGGUGGGCUACCUGGGGGCCAUGCUUCUACUGGAUGAGAGGCAGGAUGCCCACCUGCUCAUUACCAACAGCAUCAAGAACGACCUGAACCAGGGUAUUCAGGCCGUACAAGGCCUGGCCCUGUGCACCCUGAGCACCAUGGGCUCUGCUGAGAUGUGCCGGGACCUGGCCACUGAGGUGGAGAAACUGCUCCUGGAGCGAAGCCCCUAUGUGCGUAAGAAGGCUGUUCUGACUGCAGUGCACAUGAUCCGAAAAGUCCCUGAGCUCUCUGACACCUUCCUCCCGGUUUGUGCCAAACUGCUUCACGAACGUCACCACGGCGUCCUGCUGGGCACCAUCACGCUGAUCACAGAGCUCUGCGAACGAAGCCCUGCAGCCCUCAAGCACUUUCGAAAGGUGGUGCCCCAGCUGGUACAGAUCCUCCGGACUCUGGUGACGACGGGAUUCUCCACAGAACACAGCAUAUCUGGAGUCAGUGACCCCUUCCUACAGGUCCAGAUACUUCGUCUGCUCCGGAUUCUGGGCCGGAACCACGAGGAGAGCAGUGAGAGCAUGAAUGACUUGCUGGCCCAGGUGGCCACUAAUACAGACACCAGCCGAAAUGCAGGCAGCGCGGUCCUGUUUGAGACUGUGCUCACCAUCGUGGACAUCCGCUCUGCAGCUGGCCUGCGGGUUCUAGCUGUCAACAUUCUAGGCCGCUUCCUGCUCAACAGUGACAAGAAUAUUAGAUACGUAGCCCUGACAUCGUUGCUGCGACUGGUGCAGUCUGAUCACAGCGCUGUGCAGCGACACCGGCCCACUGUGGUGGAAUGUCUUCGGGAACCUGACGCCUCUCUCAGCCGGCGGGCCCUGGAACUGAGCCUGGCUCUGGUGAACAGCUCCAACGUGCGAGCCAUGACACAAGAGCUUCAGGGCUUCCUGGAGUCCUGCCCCCUUGAUCUGCGGGCAGACUGUGCCUCAGGAAUCCUGCUGGCUGCAGAGAGGUUCGCCCCAACCAAGCGAUGGCACAUAGACACCAUCCUGCGAGUGCUGACAAUGGCGGGCUCACAUGUCCGGGAUGAUGCGGUGGCCAACCUGACCCAGCUGAUUGGUGGGGCCCAGGAGCUACACGCCUACUCUGUGCGCCGCCUCUACAGUGCCCUGGCACAGGACAUCUCCCAGCAACCGCUGGUGCAAGUGGCAGCCUGGUGCAUUGGGGAAUACGGGGACCUUCUGCUGGAGGGGAGCUGUGAGGAAACUGAGCCACUUCAGGUGGAAGAAGAAGAAGUGCUGGCAUUACUGGAAAGGGUGCUGCAGUCCCAUAUGUCCCUGCCAGCCACCCGAGGAUACGCCCUCACAGCCCUCAUGAAGCUUAGCACCCGGCUUCGUGGGGACAACAACCGCAUCCGCCAGGUGGUGUCCAUCUACGGAAGCUGCCUCGACGUGGAGCUGCAGCAGCGGGCUGUGGAGUACAACACACUCUUCCGGAAGUACGACCACAUGAGGGCGGCCAUUUUAGAAAAGAUGCCCCUUGUGGACCGAGGUGGCCCGCAGGCUGAUGAGGAAGUAAAGGAGAGCAAAGAAGCAACCCACCUUUUGGAACCAGCCCCUGUCCCCACAGAGCCCCAGGCCUCAAAGCUCUUGGAUCUGUUAGACCUCCUGGAUGGACCUUCUGAGGAUUCCCAGCAGCCUCCCCCUGUGGAUCCCUCCCCUGAAGGCACUUUAAUACACCUGCUCGACCUUCCCUGUGCUCCCCUAGCCCCAGCUCCCAUCCCAAACCUCAAAGUGUUUGAGCGGGAAGGACUACAGCUGAAUCUGUCUUUUGUUAGACCGCCUGGAACCCCUACUUUGCUCUUAAUCACUGCCACUGCUACCAACGCCUCAGAGGGUGAUGUCACCCACUUCAUCUGCCAGGCCGCUGUGCCCAAGAGUUUCCAGCUGCAGCUACAGGCCCCCAGUGGGGACACAGUUCCAGCUCAGGGUGGCCUUCCAGUGACCCAGGUCCUCCGAAUCCUCAAUCCUAACAAGGCCCCCUUGCGGUUAAAGCUGCGCCUCACCUACAACCACUAUGGCCGGUCAGUGCAGGAGAUCUUUGAGGUGAACAACUUGCCUGUGGAGGCAUGGCAGUAACUCAGCCUCCACUCGGCCUGAAAUCCUCUUGGGUCCCAAACCCCUGGGUUCCCAGGUUCUUGGAGCCUACGUCUGAGGACUACCAGCAGGUGGCGCUCUGGUCCUGUGCUUGCCAUUGCAAAAACUGGAGGGGGCCCACCCUCUCCCCCACAAAUAAUGAAAGUCCAAUAAAGCCUGAGGGGGUGAGUUAUAUUUGUAUAUAUUUGAGGUAGAAAAUAUAUGAAUAACAGCAAGGAACAAGUCUUAACAGGAAGUCUGUGUCUUCCCUUGGUCUCAGGAAUCUGUUUCAACAAAGAAGGGUUUUCUUUCUACCCCUCUCUGGGCUGGGGAACAAAUCUGACCCCACAGGAGGCACUUUACCAUGUGGGCCAGAGCGGGGCACAGUGGCAAAAUCAAACCAGAAUGUCUAGGUUUCCAAUAGGAAUUCCCACCCAUAUCCCCAACCUGCUGCUAUUCCCCACACCCCAAGGCAGGGAAAUCCCUCCUGCCUCCCCUCAUCUCUAACUCAGCUGUAAGGUGGUUUAGGAGCCGCUGGCAGAAUCAAUGGCAUCGACCAAGGGAAGGGGGGUGGCAAGGGAUUUUCCUGUGCUUAACUACUGAUCACGGCUAAGUGGAAAUCCUAUAAACACGAGCGGAAAUCAAUGGAGGCUGCUUAGCGGCCAGGGGAGAGGGGCGGCCCACAGAUUGCAUCUGACGGAUGAGGGAGAGGAGGCGGCCUGGGAGGGCUC
This is a messenger RNA of Myotis brandtii (Brandt's bat), 3359 nucleotides long. RefSeq names its product adaptor-related protein complex 1, gamma 2 subunit (gene AP1G2). The record is from RefSeq and is a predicted model, not a curated record. Gene Ontology annotation, cellular component: Golgi apparatus; membrane coat; AP-1 adaptor complex. NCBI's taxonomy places the organism in Eukaryota, Metazoa, Chordata, Mammalia, Chiroptera, Vespertilionidae. The coding region runs from base 274 to 2631 and encodes 785 amino acids. Gene Ontology annotation, molecular function: clathrin-cargo adaptor activity. The transcript is spliced from 22 exons. Gene Ontology annotation, biological process: receptor-mediated endocytosis; intracellular protein transport; Golgi to vacuole transport.